Cryptomeria japonica (Japanese cedar) is the source of this 886-nucleotide messenger RNA. RefSeq names its product protein HOTHEAD-like. The record is from RefSeq and is a predicted model, not a curated record. The coding region runs from base 131 to 886 and encodes 251 amino acids. Lineage: Eukaryota; Viridiplantae; Streptophyta; Pinopsida; Cupressales; Cupressaceae. The transcript has 3 exons. Gene Ontology annotation, molecular function: flavin adenine dinucleotide binding; oxidoreductase activity, acting on CH-OH group of donors.
UAAAUCGACUAGGAAAUUUUCCUCAUACUCUAAUGAGAUAAAGAUCUAUUCCCUAUCAGGAAGUUUCAGCAAUUGUAUACAAAAGUAAGUCAAUUCUGAUUGAUUGUCUUCACACAGUAAGGCAGCUGAGAUGGGCAGUAAAGCAAGCGCCGUACUUAUAUUCCAUUUCCUCUUCCAUGACUUCCUCUGCAUCUCUGCAAAAGAAGGAAAGCAUUCUUUUCUGAAAGAAGCCAACAAGGGUGGGAAAUGGAAGAAGUUGAAGUACGAUUAUAUUAUUGUUGGGGGAGGCACAGCAGGGUGUACUCUGGCUGCCACUCUGUCUCAGAAUAUGUCUGUUCUUCUCUUGGAAAGAGGUGGAUCUCCAUUUGGUAACGAAAACAUAACGCAGAUUCAAAAUUUUCAUACAAAUUUGCUGGACUAUGAAUCGCCCCACUCGCCCACCCAGGAAGUUAUUUUUGAGGAUGGGGUGGUAAGUGCGAGAGCAAGAGUGUUGGGAGGAGGCACCUCUCUCAAUGCGGGAUUCUACACACGUGCGAGUUCAAGUGAGGUGAGAGCCAUGGGAUUGGAGCCAAGCUUGGUGGAGCAGUCUUAUCGUUGGGUGGAAAGUAUAGUGGCCCAUCGACCUCUCCCAAAUGAAUGGCAGGAUGCAGUAGCGAAAGGUCUCUUGGAGGCAGGUGUUUCUCCUUACAAUGGCUCCACAUAUGAUCACAUCCCUGGCACUAAGCUUGGUGGCACAACUUUUAAUCACUCUGGAUAUCGCUCUACAGCUGCUGAUAUUCUUGUUCAAUCUGCAAAUCCAAGAAAACUUAAAGUUUUGCUGUAUGCAACGGUUCAACGCAUUCUUUUUACUACCAAAGGUAUUUUACAGCUUCUCCUCGUUUUUUAA